AUGGAAGAGAAUCACUACUACUACUUCGACACCCCGAGGGGCUCCUACUACUUUGACAACCGCCGUAACUUGUAUUCGGAAAGUGACGGCUGGAUGGGCACUUGCUCACUCGACCUAGACUCGAAUACUCCCUUCCCUCACUUCUGCAUUGGUGAUGCGAAAUACUGGUUCCAUAACGGCCUCUGGGUCCUCGGGUCUGACGAUAUGCUCUACCCUGUUGAGUUGUCGAUGGAAAGCAAGGACAAUGUGACAAACAUACUGGACGGCUCUGGUGUCCCGAACCCAGCCUUCGCGGCUGCUGGUGACCCGAGUUGGGCGGGGCUGGAACGUCCUGAAACUCAGGAUCUCGACAGUUUUCUGUCGUCUCUUGAUAGCUCGAGGGCCGAGGACAACAUUGGGAAAGUAUUCCCAAAAGGUGUUACCGCACAUGACCCCUCGACAGAAAAAUUCAUAAGCGCAGAAGCCAACAUUUGUGAGCCGGACCACACGUCCGACUUGUCAGUGCUCCCAUCGCAAGGAAUCAAAGAUCUGAUUUAUUUCGAGUAUCCACAAUUGCUGGCUUUUGACAAGACGCCAGCGCCCGAGGAUUGCACCUCCGUCACGCAGCCUCACUUGAGCCUCAGACCUCAGUUUGACUCUGGCCCCGCUCUGGUAGCUAUGUCAGUCUCCGACACAUGCGCCCUUGCAUCCAAGGAAAUAGCGAAAGCUAACGCACCGGAACUCAACUCAUACUCACUUCAACGAGCGCUUCAAGGUAACCCUCUCAUUACUUUUUCACCAAACACGCAACUCGCUAUCCCGCCUUGCAUCUCUUACCCUACUGCUGGUGAUACGGUACCCAAUGAUACGUCAUUGUUCGCUGCGAGUAGCCCUCCCUCGGACGUACCAGCCACUUGUGUAUCACAAGACCGUGUUGCCAAGCUCCUAAAAGCGCCCGCUGUGCGCCAUGUAGUAAAGAAACGCAAAGGAGUAAAGCAUCGGCGCUGCCCUGUUCGCAGUAAGGUCUUCCGCAGACCACCUAGCUUAGUCGAGCACAUCCGUGUCCACACCGGCGAAAAGCCGUACGGAUGCCCAUUUAUGGGGUGUACUGUCGCAUUCGCCACCAAGCAGAACAUGAAGCGACACUUCCUUGGGCACCAAGCCGGCCCACUGGAGAACUACACCCCUUAUGUAGGCUCUAUGCUUAUUUCAAGCUUUAUCUUCGGUUAA
Molecule: messenger RNA, 1209 nt
Organism: Rhizoctonia solani
Lineage: Eukaryota; Fungi; Basidiomycota; Agaricomycetes; Cantharellales; Ceratobasidiaceae
Product: C2H2 zinc finger
Exons: 5
Coding region: 1-1209 (402 amino acids)
Biological process (GO): central nervous system development; regulation of transcription by RNA polymerase II
Cellular component (GO): nucleus
Molecular function (GO): DNA-binding transcription factor activity, RNA polymerase II-specific; RNA polymerase II cis-regulatory region sequence-specific DNA binding
Source: RefSeq, a predicted model, not a curated record